AUGGCAUUUGACGGCGGCGUAUACGACACCCCGAUCUUCUCCCCUUACGCCAGCGACACCCCGGCGACGGUGUUUGAGCUGCCCGCCGACGGCGACCCCAAACCCGAGUUUGCGGCGGCGCUGGCGGCCGUGGCGGCUCCCGCCGGGGUGGCCCCCGUCCACAGUGUCGGCAUCAACAUGGACACGGUGGCCCAAGUGAAGCGGGCGAUGGCGGAGACGCUGGGGCUCAUCUCGUUGUACACGACGUUAAAGACGACCUACCUCAAGUUGUGCAAGGAAUUCAACUACUUGUUGCAGCUUUUCAAGGAGAACGAGCGGGUGAAGAUGGAAUUGAUCAAGGAGAACAACCAGUUGCGCCAGACGGUGGCCGAGCUCUUGAGCCGACAACCGGAGCCAGGCUCGGGAUAA
Messenger RNA from Diutina rugosa, 408 nucleotides. RefSeq lists its product as uncharacterized. The transcript has a single exon. Lineage: Eukaryota; Fungi; Ascomycota; Pichiomycetes; Serinales; Debaryomycetaceae. The coding region runs from base 1 to 408 and encodes 135 amino acids. The record is from RefSeq and is a predicted model, not a curated record.